CUCUCGUGUCCCCACCCCAAACAAUGGUGUUUUUCGGCAAGAAGAAAGCACGUUCUUCUCGUGCAUCGCAACAUGCUGCUGCGAGUCCCAAGCACGAUAGCCCACCGAAUACGACGCACGCGCAACCGCAGUCCUCAUCGCAGAGCUCCUCGACGGCCGAGAGAGGCAACGGACGCCGCCCCUCCUGCGAUGUCGACGAACACCGCGAACUCGACGAUCAAUGGAAAGAGCACAUCAACGAAUUUCAUCUUGACAGGGUGCUCUUUUACUCCCGCCGGCCCGACCCGCGUAUGUUAUCCAACGCGCUCAACCUUGCGUACGACAAUAUCGCCUCUCGUAUCGACAACCGGCAACAAUAAGGACCAGCUAGGCAACGGAUUAACCGCCAGGAUCGAGUCCGGGUUUCUGUUUUUAACUGCCUAUGAUCGUGCUCUGUUUAUAGAGAUUUUCAAUCGCUGGUUAUCAAGGCUUCGCUGUCAUAGCAGCCAACCUGUCUCCCCCCGCAGCAUAUCCCUUCCUGGAACGAACCAGAAGAGUCCUAUACUUCGACUACUGCUCAGGCUAAUACCCCAACAUCUCAUGAGAGAAGUGGUCUACCUCUACUGUAUUCCUGUCUUGCCACUGUACAGAAUACCCUUGCUGAAGUUAUCUCAUCGAACUACAUGUUGGUAUCUGCCUAAAGAAGUAACCUUACUGUCUGUCUGCCCCCCUUCUUCCCUGCUGUACGGUCGUCAUCGGGCGUUGAAACCUUUGGCCUCUGCAAUGUACUGGCUCGGAAUAUCAUUCUUUCCUUUCCUGUGAAAUAGGGUUAUCUUUGAUCCCGCCAAAACCCAAAAAAAA
Myxozyma melibiosi is the source of this 840-nucleotide messenger RNA. RefSeq lists its product as uncharacterized. Bases 73 to 801 code for a protein of 242 amino acids. NCBI's taxonomy places the organism in Eukaryota, Fungi, Ascomycota, Lipomycetes, Lipomycetales, Lipomycetaceae. The record is from RefSeq and is a predicted model, not a curated record. The transcript is spliced from 2 exons.